Messenger RNA from Camelina sativa (false flax), 1846 nucleotides. The record is from RefSeq and is a predicted model, not a curated record. Lineage: Eukaryota; Viridiplantae; Streptophyta; Magnoliopsida; Brassicales; Brassicaceae.
AUAUUCGUGUGACUUGCUCAAAGCUGAGAAAGGUCAUAUGCUUUUCUCCAGCUUCCUCUUCUCUCUCUCUCCUCGUUCAAUUUUUUUCUGCAAACCCUAACUUUCUCAUUCGGCGCUCAAGUUUCUUAGGUACACGACCUCUUCGAGAGAUCUGGUGCGAUGAUGUUGCGUGCUGUUAUUAGGAGAGCUUCCACUAGAGGCUCUUCUGUUUCGGGAUUGGGAAAAUCGCUACAAUCUACUCGUGUUGCAGCUUCUGCUCAAAGUUUUCAUUCUGUUUCAGCUACACAGACGUUGGUGCCUCGUGGAAACCAUGCUAGUAGCUUUCAUCACCGUUCUUGUCCAGGGUGUUCAGAGUGCUCAAGGACUAUUUUCAGCGGGUACCAAGGCACAGCCCUGCAAAGAUGGGUCAGGCCCUUCUCAUCUGAUAGUGGGGAUGUCGUGGAAGCUGUUGUGCCUCACAUGGGUGAAUCAAUCACCGAUGGAACCCUAGCCACUUUUCUGAAGAAGCCUGGUGAUAGAGUAGAAGCGGACGAGGCUAUUGCACAAAUUGAAACUGACAAGGUUACAAUAGAUAUUGCUAGCCCAGCAAGUGGUGUUAUCCAAGAGUUUCUAGUCAAGGAAGGAGAUACUGUAGAACCGGGAAACAAAGUUGCUAUAAUUUCUACGUCUGCGGAUGCUGAGUCUCAUGUUGCACCCUCAGAAAAGACACCAGAGAAACCUGCUCCCAAGCCUUCUACUCCUGCUGAGAAGCCCAAAGUUGAAACUACUAAAGUUGCUGAGAAACCUAAGGCACCAUCACCGCCACCCCCACCGAAACAGUCAGCCAAAGAACCGCAGCUUCCUCCUAAGGAUAGGGAAAGACGGGUUCCUAUGACAAGACUUCGCAAACGAGUAGCAACUAGGUUGAAAGACUCUCAAAACACUUUCGCUUUGCUGACAACUUUCAAUGAAGUUGAUAUGACUAAUCUGAUGAAGCUCCGAUCUCAAUACAAGGAUGCAUUUUUUGAAAAGCAUGGAGUGAAGUUGGGUCUUAUGUCUGGUUUCAUUAAAGCUGCUGUCAGUGCCCUCCAGCAUCAACCAGUAGUAAAUGCAGUUAUCGACGGAGAUGAUAUCAUUUACAGAGACUAUGUGGAUAUCAGUAUCGCUGUUGGUACCUCUAAGGGUCUCGUGGUUCCAGUCAUAAGAGGUGCUGACAAAAUGAACUUUGCUGACAUAGAGAAAACGAUAAACGGUCUUGCUAAGAAGGCUAAUGAAGGAACCAUAUCAAUUGACGAGAUGGCAGGAGGAUCGUUCACAGUAUCAAAUGGUGGUGUCUAUGGAAGUCUCAUAAGCACUCCUAUCAUCAACCCUCCUCAGUCUGCUAUUCUUGGAAUGCAUUCGAUUGUGCAACGUCCAAUGGUUGUGGGAGGAAACGUAGUACCGAGGCCAAUGAUGUAUGUCGCGCUGACUUACGAUCACAGGCUAAUUGAUGGAAGAGAGGCUGUGUAUUUCUUGCGCCGUAUCAAGGAUGUUGUGGAAGAUCCCCAGAGGCUUCUCCUCGACAUAUGAGAAAGAUCGGAGACAAAAAGUAAUCAUAAGUUGCUGUCUAUUUACCAGUUUCCUUUCAGGUAAAACGUUACAGAUAUUGCAAUCUUCAAACGAUGCUUUGACAAAAAAAAAAUACGAAACCUUUUUGGGAGUUUCUUUAUAGUUCCAAGAGUUUUUGCCGGGCGAGGAAAGCAUCGGUUUAUUGAGUUUUAUUUUAUUAAAAAAAUAUUCACACAGUUUGAACAAAAUGUUACAAUUUUGACUUCAAAAAAUAAUGCCACUGAUAUUUGUUGGGUAAAAAUGAUUUUCAUUUACGUGA